Molecule: messenger RNA, 10116 nt
Organism: Oncorhynchus kisutch (coho salmon)
Lineage: Eukaryota; Metazoa; Chordata; Actinopteri; Salmoniformes; Salmonidae
Product: voltage-dependent L-type calcium channel subunit alpha-1D
Exons: 48
Coding region: 384-6755 (2123 amino acids)
Biological process (GO): calcium ion import across plasma membrane
Cellular component (GO): membrane; voltage-gated calcium channel complex
Molecular function (GO): high voltage-gated calcium channel activity
Source: RefSeq, a predicted model, not a curated record
CAGCGGACUAGGAUGCUCUGUUCUCUCGCGCGCACACUCUCCUGUCUCCUGCUUUCCACAGUCAACAUGGAAGGGCUUAAUUAAUGCAUGUGUCCCUCCUGCCCUGAAGCUAAUGAAUUUUAAUUCGCCGUUUGAGACUGGACUUGCGUUUUUUCGGCCGCAAAAGCACUGGAAUUUCCUUGUACAGAGUGGAUAACACGGAGGUAUCUGCGGAAUAAUACGUCUUCAGAAAAGAGGCAAAUUAUGCCAGCAGCACCAGAGUCCCUCCCCCUGGUGACUUGCCAGCCCAUUGGUCAGACAGCUCUGUGCACCACCUCUAGCCCCGCCCAAUCCCCUGGCAGAUCCAUGCUGCUGGACACGCCCCACAGAGCCACGCCCACACUAUGAGCGCCAACGGGCCCACCCCUGUGGCCCUGGCUACAGCCCCGGCUACAACCCCAGUCUCCCCACCGGUCGCUCCGGUAGCUGCCCCCACGGCUGCCCCGGUCCCGGUGCCGACCGUCCCGGUGGGCGCGCUGGCACAAAAGAAGCGGGCGCAGUACGCCAAAAGCAAGAAACAGGGCAGCAACGCCAACACCAGGCCUGCCAGGGCCCUGUUCUGCCUCAAACUUAACAACCCCAUACGAAGAGCCUGCAUCAGCCUGGUGGAGUGGAAGCCAUUUGAUAUCUUUAUAUUAAUUGCUAUAUUUGCCAACUGUAUGGCCUUAGCUGUGUAUAUCCCCUUCCCUCAGGAUGACUCCAACUCCACCAACCAUGACCUGGAAACGGUAGAACAUGUCUUCCUCGUUAUUUUCACUAUAGAGACCUUCCUGAAGAUUAUCGCCUACGGUUUAGUGGCGCACCAGAACGCAUAUGUGAGAAACGGAUGGAACAUGCUGGAUUUUGUCAUCGUCGUUGUUGGACUGUUCAGUGUUGUCCUGGAACUUUUGACCAAAGACUCUGUAGAGACGAAGGAGGAGGCAGAGGCGGGUGCGGCUGCAGCAGCGGCAGCGGCAGCGCUCCACCCCUCCGCACAAGGCCACGGGGGAAAGUCGGGCGGCUUCGACGUCAAAGCCCUCCGAGCCUUCCGUGUACUGCGACCCCUACGCCUGGUCUCAGGAGUGCCCAGUUUACAGGUUGUGUUGAACUCCAUUAUUAAAGCCAUGGUCCCUCUCCUCCACAUCGCCCUGCUGGUCCUGUUUGUCAUUAUCAUCUACGCCAUCAUCGGCCUUGAGCUCUUCAUUGGCAAAAUGCACGCUACCUGCUUCUUCCCCAGCACAGGCAUGAUAGCGGAGGAUGAUCCGGCUCCAUGUGCGAUCUCAGGGCACGGGCGCCAAUGUCCCAUCAAUGGCACCGAGUGCAGGGAGGGCUGGCACGGCCCCAACAACGGCAUCACCAACUUUGACAACUUCCUGUUCGCCAUGCUGACUGUGUUCCAGUGUAUCACCAUGGAGGGCUGGACAGACGUGCUCUACUGGAUGAAUGAUGCUAUGGGUCUAGAGCUACCAUGGGUCUACUUUGUUUCUCUUGUCAUCUUCGGCUCCUUCUUUGUUCUAAACCUGGUUCUGGGAGUGUUGAGCGGAGAGUUCUCCAAGGAGAGAGAGAAGGCCAAGGCCAGAGGAGACUUCCAGAAGCUGAGAGAGAAGCAGCAGCUAGAGGAGGACCUGAAGGGCUACCUGGACUGGAUCACUCAGGCCGAGGACAUCGACCCUGACAACGAGGACGAGGAGGGCAACGAGGAGGGCAAACGCAACCGGGUGACUCUGGCUGACCUCACAGAGAAGAAGAAAGGAAGCAGGUUUGGGUGGUUCAGCCAGUCCUCCGACACUCAUGCGAGUAUGCCAGCCAGUGAGACGGAGUCAGUGAACACAGAGAACGUGGCCGAGGAUGAGGUGAAGACACCGUGCUGUGGACCUUUUUGUCAAAAAAUUACAAAGUCAAAGUUCAGUCGGCGCUGGCGUCGCUGGAACAGGUUCUGCCGCAGGAAGUGCCGGUUGGCAGUUAAAUCGGUGCCUUUCUAUUGGCUGGUGAUCAUCCUGGUGUUUCUCAACACACUCACCAUCUCCUCAGAGCACUACAUGCAGCCUGACUGGCUCACUCAAGUACAGGACGUGGCAAACAAGGUUCUACUGGGAUGUUUUACGUGUGAGAUGAUGACCAAGAUGUACAGUCUGGGCCUGCAGGCCUACUUUGUGUCCCUGUUCAACCGCUUUGACUGCUUUGUAGUGUGUGGAGGCAUCACAGAGACCAUCCUGGUGGAGCUGGCCAUCAUGUCUCCUCUGGGCAUCUCUGUGUUCCGCUGUGUCCGCCUUCUCAGGAUCUUCAAGGUCACACGUCACUGGCAGUCUCUCAGUAACUUGGUGGCAUCGCUGCUCAACUCCAUGAAGUCCAUCGCCUCCCUGCUGCUCCUGCUCUUCCUCUUCAUCAUCAUCUUCUCCCUGCUGGGCAUGCAGGUGUUCGGAGGCAAGUUCAACUUCGACGAGACACAGACCAAGAGGAGCACCUUCGAUAACUUCCCCCAGGCACUGCUCACUGUGUUUCAGAUCCUGACGGGUGAAGACUGGAACGCUGUGAUGUAUGACGGCAUCAUGGCGUAUGGUGGCCCUUCCUCAUCAGGGAUGAUCGUCUCCUUCUACUUCAUCAUCCUCUUCAUCUGCGGAAACUACAUCCUGCUGAACGUCUUUUUGGCUAUCGCUGUGGACAACCUGGGAGACGCGGAGUCUCUCAAUGCUCCACGAGAGAAAAAGGAAGAGAAAAAGGAAGACUUGGUGCCAGUGGAGGAAGAAGAGGAGAAUGCAGCAGCAGUGGAGGAGGAGGAGCCGGAGGUUCCAGCAGGGCCACGCCCACCCAUCUCUGAACUGGUCAAGAAGGAGAAGAUCACCCCCAUCCCUGAUGGCAGCGCCUUCUUUAUCUUCAGCAAGACCAACCCGAUCCGGGUGGGAUGUCAUAAACUCAUCAAUCACCACAUCUUCACCAACCUCAUCCUGGUCUUCAUCAUGCUCAGCUCUGUCUCCCUCGCUGCAGAGGACCCCAUACGCAACUUCUCUGCACGCAACAUCGUCCUAGGCUAUGCAGAUUAUGUCUUCACUAGUAUGUUUACAUUUGAGAUCAUGUUGAAGAUGACCACAUACGGUGCGUUCCUCCAUAAAGGAGCGUUCUGUAGGAACACCUUCAACCUGCUGGAUCUGCUGGUGGUGGGGGUCUCCCUGGUCUCCUUCUGCAUCCAGUCAUCUGCCAUCUCAGUGGUGAAGAUUCUGAGGGUCCUGCGUGUGCUUCGGCCCCUGAGGGCUAUCAACAGAGCCAAAGGUCUCAAGCAUGUAGUCCAGUGUGUGUUUGUGGCCAUCAGGACCAUAGGUAACAUCAUGAUCGUCACCACGCUGUUGCAGUUCAUGUUUGCCUGCAUAGGAGUACAGCUCUUUAAGGGGAAGUUUUACCGAUGUACAGACGAAGCCAAGUCCAGCCCAGACGAAUGCAAGGGCACCUACAUCCAUUUUAAGGACGGGGACGUGAACCAGCCAGCCAUCCAAAAGAGAGUGUGGCACAACAGCGAGUUCAACUUUGACAACGUGCUGAUGGCCAUGAUGGCUCUUUUCACCGUGUCUACCUUCGAGGGCUGGCCUUCGUUGCUCUACAAGGCCAUAGACUCUAACAGAGAGAACCUGGGUCCCAUCUACAACUACCGCAUCGAGAUCUCCAUCUUCUUCAUCAUCUACAUCAUCAUCAUCGCUUUCUUCAUGAUGAACAUCUUCGUCGGCUUCGUCAUCGUCACCUUCCAGGAGCAAGGAGAGAAAGAAUACAAGAACUGUGAGCUUGAUAAGAACCAGCGGCAGUGUGUGGAGUAUGCCCUGAAGGCCCGUCCGUUGAGGAGGUACAUCCCUAAGAACCCCUACCAGUAUAAGUUCUGGUACGUGGUCAACUCCACAGGGUUUGAGUACAUCAUGUUCGUCCUCAUCAUGCUCAACACACUCUGCCUGGCUGUGCAGCACUAUGGCCAGUCUGCAACAUUUAACUAUGUGAUGGACAUCCUCAACAUGGUCUUCACUGCUGUUUUCACUGCAGAGAUGGUGCUCAAACUCAUCGCCUUCAAACCUCGGCACUAUUUCACUGACGCGUGGAACACAUUUGAUGCCUUAAUUGUAGUUGGUAGCGUCGUUGAUAUUGCUAUCACUGAAGUGAAUAACACGGAGGACAGUGCUCGCAUCUCCAUCACCUUCUUCCGACUGUUCCGAGUCAUGCGAUUGGUCAAGCUGCUGAGUAGAGGGGAGGGCAUCCGCACCCUCCUGUGGACCUUCAUCAAGUCCUUUCAGGCUCUGCCCUAUGUCGCCCUUCUGAUCGCCAUGCUCUUCUUCAUCUAUGCUGUCAUCGGCAUGCAGGUGUUCGGGAAGGUAGCCAUGGUGGACGGCACCCACAUCAACAGGAACAACAACUUUCAGACCUUCCCUCAGGCCGUGCUGUUGCUCUUUAGGUGUGCCACGGGGGAGGCGUGGCAGGAGAUCAUGUUGGCGUGUGUGUCUGGAAAGCUGUGUGACCCAGAGUCCGACUACAACCCUGGAGAGGAGAUGACCUGUGGAGCCAGCUUCGCCUACAUCUACUUCAUCAGCUUCUACAUGCUCUGUGCCUUCCUGAUUAUCAAUUUGUUUGUGGCUGUCAUCAUGGACAACUUUGACUAUCUGACUCGUGAUUGGUCAAUCCUGGGUCCUCACCACUUGGACGAGUUUAAGAGGAUCUGGUCUGAGUAUGACCCAGAGGCCAAGGGCAGGAUUAAACAUCUGGACGUGGUCACUCUGCUCCGACGAAUUCAGCCUCCUUUGGGCUUCGGCAAACUCUGUCCUCAUAGAGUGGCCUGCAAGAGACUGGUGGCCAUGAACAUGCCUCUAAACAGCGACGGCACCGUGAUGUUCAAUGCUACCUUAUUUGCAUUAGUACGCACAGCCCUGAAGAUCAAAACUGAUGGUAAUCUGGAGCAGGCCAACGAGGAGCUGAGAGCAGUCAUCAAGAAGAUCUGGAAGAGGACCAGUAUGAAGCUACUGGACCAAGUGGUGCCCCCUGCUGGUGAUGAUGAGGUAACCGUGGGGAAGUUCUAUGCCACCUUCCUGAUACAGGACUACUUUAGGAAAUUCAAGAAACGUAAAGAGGAGGGCCUGGUAGGGGUGCACGCCUCCCAGAACAACACAGCCAUCGCUCUACAGGCUGGCCUUCGCACGCUACAUGAUAUCGGGCCUGAAAUUCGACGAGCGAUAUCAUGUGACCUGCAAGAUGACGAGCUAGUAGACUUUAUUCCAGAGGAGGACGAGGAGAUUUAUAGGCGCAACGGCGGCCUGUUCGGUAACCACGUCAACCACGUGAACGGGGACCACCACCGGCGCUCAUCGAGUCACCAAACCAACGCCACCCAGCGGCCCCUGCAAGUACAGCCGCCUCCGCACUACGCCCACAUGGAGCAGCCGGUGGGGCGUCUCUGCCGGGCCAAUGCCAUGUCCCACCCUAACCACCACCAUCGCCACCACCACCACAACUCCUCCUACGGCAAGUCGCCCAAGUCCACCAACAUCAACUUGAACAAUGCCAACGUGUCCAGUCUGCCCAACGGAGGAGGGCACCACCACCGCUACUACGAGCACGCUCCGCCCCCCGCCAACGGUUACCCUGGACACCGUGGCAGCCCCUACUACCCCGACUACGACAAGCCACCUCCUCGGGGCACGCCCCAAGGACAAAGAAGGCGCUACUAUGAGACCUAUGUUAGGUCCCAUGUGGGAGACGUCCGUCACCCGACCAUCCGGCGGGAGGAGGAGUUUGACGAUGACAGGUACUCAGGAGAGUACUAUAGCGGGGAGGAGUUCUACGAGGACGACAGCAUGUUGUCAGGAGACAGGAGGUCCUAUAAAGAAUACCUGGACAGGUACCAGAACAGUGACACGGAGUAUGAGACUCCUAGAGGCUACCACCACCCCGACAGUUACUAUGACGAUGAUGAGCAGCCCCUCUACCAAGAUGGAAGGAGGUCGCCUAAGAGAAGGAUGCUUCCUGCCACACCUCAAGGUCACCGGAGGCCCUCCUUCAACUUUGAGUGUCUAAGAAGGCAAGGCAGUCAGGACGAGCUGCCACACCAACGCACUGCACUACCACUGCACCUAAUGCAGCACCAGGUGAUGGCUGUAGCAGGGCUGGACUCCAGCAGAGCCCACCGUCUCUCCCCCACCCGCUCCACCCGCUCCUGGGCCACUCCCCCCGCCACUCCGGCCAGUAAGGAACAGUCGCCCUACUACACGCCCCUCAUCAGGGUCGAUCUCCCCGGACGCAGGGAGAGUGCCUCCAGCAGCCAGGUGUCUGUGAGGAAGAGUUCAUGGUACACAGACGACCCAGAGUACUCCCAGAGGACCUACUCCCCCGUCCACCUCCAGCUGCCCCCAGAGUACCGACAGCAUUACCACCAGAAGAGAGGCAGUGCUACCAGCCUGGUUGAGGCGGUUUUGAUAUCAGAGGGGCUCGGGAGAUACGCCAAGGAUCCAAAGUUUGUGGCGGCCACCAAGCACGAGAUAGCAGACGCGUGCGAGAUGACCAUUGACGAGAUGGAGAGCGCGGCCAGCCACUUGCUGAAUGGCGGUGUGGCGCCGGCGGUUAAUGGGGUCAACGUGUACCCCGUCAUGAGCGAGCGGGACUACGACCUCCAGGACGCCACGGCCAGUUACAGUGACGAGGAGCCGGAGGUGGAGCUUAGAUUACCGUACGAGGAGGACCUGGCAGAUGAGAUGAUCUGCAUCACCACUUUAUAGCAUCGGCUGGAGAAUAAACUACUAGAAACUAACUACUAGCUGUAUGUACUCUACUUCAUAUAGACUACAGUACCAUCAGUGGAAAACUAAAUGAGAAAUGCAUCUAUUGGCUUACGACCAAAAGAAGUGCCUUUUACAUGGAAGAGAAAGGCACCUAUGAGGAGAGAGAGAGACACACUUAUUCUCUCACUCACCCUCUGCCAGCCAGGGAAUUCACAUCACCUCUGUCAAUCACAGGACCAGAAGCCAAUCCUGGUGCCAGGGAACCAUGUUAGUCCCACCCUCCCAGACCGACACUACUGGCGCUUAGGAGGCCAUGAGCAUCUGUCAUAGGUCACCAUCUGGAGGUGACACUCACAGGUUCAUCAACGAGCCAAUUGCAGACGAGGACAUGGCGUGUCAGUGGAGGAGAUGGACCUAUUGGCAGAGGCGUAAGGUACCGUAGGCAGGUCGUUAAGGGUGAUGACAAUCAGAUGUAAGAUGUCAUUCCCUCUGUCACUUUAUUAAGAUUUUGGCAUAUCAUGCAAGUUUUCAAUGCAAGCAUAGAAAGGCAUAUCUCUCCCCACCUAACCCCCCUUAGAUGUUUUAGUAUAACUUUGAUCCCGGAAUCAUUGACAUAAAUAAUUAAAAGAUGGCUGUAGACGGGUCACAUCGAACAGAUUCUUAGAGAAUAACCAGUUUACGUAUGCAGGAGAUAUCAGUCACAUUUAUAGCAUCAUCCAACUGGAGAUAUACACUUCUGAGACGACUACAGCAUGGAAUAAAUGCACUAGCAGGCAGGUUGUUUUUAAUUUGACAAUAGCCUGACGAUGAAUAUUUCAUAGUAGAUAUACUGUAAAUGAAUUGUAUUAUAUAAACAAAAAGAAAAACUUUGUAAAGAGAUGUUCUAUAUUUUGUAAUUGUGUACCAUUUCAAAAGAAGAUCAGCAAUACACACCCUAAUGAAUCCUAUUAUGCUACCAGGAAAGAAGAUCGCUGGUGUUAUUAUUUUAUUAGGUACAAUAUUCUGACAUUUAUUUGCCUUUUCUUUGUUGUUGCUCAUAUGCAUCCUUGACAUGUCUGUGAACAGCUUUUUAAAAUCGUUUUCUUUUUCGUGUAACAACACAGCUGCACAAGAUAUGCAAAUGUCUUUGUUUUUUUACUUGUUUAUGAGCAUAAGAACACUGUAUAUGUGUUACUCAAACCACACCAACACCAGUACCACAAAGUAAAGUACCCCUUAUUAAGAGCAUCUUUGUAGGACUUGAUAUUAGCUAAGCCUCAAGGAGGCUAUUCUACCUUUAUAAAGAUGUGAUACUAAACUUCCGUGUUUGUAUAUGUUGUGCAGAGGAGGUGCACAGCACAGAAAGGUCAGAUGCCUAGUGCAUUGACAAUGCUGCUUCAUUUGCCCAUUUUGAAAUGAAUUCUACAACUUUAUUAGUUGCAUCUGUCCCAACUGAAAUGCCUUCUGCUGCUGAAAGAAAACAAUAUGAUAGACGUGAGAUGAACAGAAAUCUCCCUGUCGUUCUCAAUGCUUUUAUUGGGAUUUUUCCUCAAUAUACAACUUGUUGAUCACGAUUAAUGUAAGUUAAUUCCACUGAUCCUUUCAAACUGAAUCUUCCUAAUCACUUGGCCUUUAUGUUGUUGUGUGCGAGACUUGUGACAGACUGAGCCGGUGUGAGCCAGGACAGACGGGAUGCACGGUGGUUGAUUGGUGAGGCACGUAUUCAUCAGGGAUGUUGACAGGGCAGAUGAGCUCACGUGAUGAGGCUGCAUCUAGCCUGGGUGCCAGUCUGGUUCUGCUCUCUCGCCAACUCCUUACGGAAUUGUCAAGCAAAACAUGACAAUGGAGUAGGCAAAAGCACAAACAGAUCUGGGACCAGGCUAGGUAUCAUCAUGGUCUAGGUAGGUCCACGAUCUCCACCAUUGUUGUCCUCUUCUGUUGUGUUGUUGUGUCAUAUUUGGCCUGAAGUGUUUUAGCUGGAGAGAGGCUAAGCAAUACUAACCCCCUCACUCUCUCAGCCUCUCUGGCUUCUCUCUGCAUACACUAUACCUCGUGGUGGUCCAGCAUCGUCUGGGGAAAACAUAUCAGCCUUCCUCUCAACCAACCAGUCUGUUUCCCACAGCCAUCUUAUCUGUCCAAUGAGAAGGGAGUGUUUGUACUACGGCUAAUUUUACAAGAAAACGCCACUUUUGUUGCUAUCAACGCAAGUUGAAAAUUGAUGCACCACAAAAUUACUUUACACUAGCAGACAAAAAAUAAAGUACUAAGUUCACUUCUUUUUCAGGCGCUGCCCUGGAUAGUUUGAAUAAGCACAGAAGAUGGGUAGGUGAUGAGACGUGUGGGAUCUGUAAUUCAUGAGUGUUUGAUUUGUAGUUCAUGAGUUUGCAUUGCGUUCUCAGUCAACCUGAAUACUGUCUUGAAAAUGUAGGUUUUCCACAUUGUGUGCACAUUGAAAGGGCUCUUUGAAUUGUUUGAGUAAAAAAAAAUGUGUUCUGGUCUUUUUGUUGAGAAUUAUCUUGUGAAAGGACCAAUGCGCAUUCCAGGCACGUUAUACUAUUCGUAGCAAUUACUGAUAAACUGAAAAUAUGCAUUAUUUUGUAAACACUUUUAAAAAGGUUGUGUUAAACUAAAGAUAAAACAAACAUACUUUUACCUCAUGUCAGGGAUUCCUGAAAAAAAGAAAAGAUAAAAUGAUUUGGUUCAUUCUAUACCAAUGGUAUUUCAAUAUUAGCACAUAGCUGUUUGUCUUUGCACAAGUAACUGUAUAGUGCUAUUGUUUCUCCUUUUUCUAUACACAUUUUUGUGAAUUAAGGUGAGACAAUUUUGUACUUUUUUGUGACUGUGUGUAUGGUUUAGUGAAAUCUAUAUUUGUCAUUUACACCUCACCUUUCAAUGCUGGGACAGAAAGAAUCUGAAAAAAAUAAAGAAAAAAAUAUACAUUUUCAAGGUGCACUGUUACUCUGUUGGUGGGUUAAAAAAAGAUAAAUCCAAUGGUAAUAUACCAGUUUACAGAGAAACCCUUGUUGAUUUAAACAUUUUGAUUAGUUUUCAUUCUAUUAUUAUAAUUAUUAUGAUUACUAUUACUACUAUUACUGUUAUUAAAUAUGUAUUAAAAUAGAAGAUAAUGUAAAAUAUGUAGAAACAUAUGGAAAGACCCAUGGUAAUGUUCUCUACUUGAAAGUCCUUAUAUUUACUCUGUAAUGUUUUUAUUCAGUAAACAUGAUUUCUCUUAGUAGCAAAUGCUUUAUUAUGACCCUCUAUGUUUUGUAUCAAUUCAUUUUUUUUCCUUUUUUUUUUUUUGCCUUGAAUUCAUUUUAAUCAAUAAUGAUAUUUUAUUUUCUAAUGGUUAUUACUGAAUAAACUUACACUGAAAUUCUAC